AAAACUUAAGGUCUUUAUUGGACCCCACUUCACAACUCACCCUUAAAUUUUAAUCAACUUUUUAAUAUAAGAAAAAAGUUUAAGCAUAGAAAAGUUAUACAAAAUCAAAAACACUUUCAAGUUUCAAUCUCUUCCUACCUACUAAUUUCCUAUGGAGGAUUUUCAAAGAUCAAAAUCUUAUGCAAAUGGCCAAAUGAUGCAGAUAGAAAGUUACUAUGGAGGACCACCUAAACCUUAUGAUCUUAGAAGCUAUAGUUCUUCUUAUGUACAACAAGCUCCUAAGGAUUUGAAGUUGAAGAAAGGUAAAAGCUUUACAUCUGGGUCUUCUUUUUCAAAGACUUUGAGUUUUGCUGAUCCUGAACUUCAGAGGAAGAAAAGAGUUGCUAGUUAUAAAAUGUAUUCUGUUGAAGGUAAAGUCAAAGGUUCUUUCAGAAAGAGUUUUAGAUGGCUUAAGAAUAAGUACUCACAAGUUGUUUAUGGUUGGUAGAGAUUUUAGUGUUUUUGCAAACUUUAUUUAAUUUGAAAAGUUUUAAAUUUUAUGUUCUGUUAAGAAAUUUGAGUUGUGUAUUGUUCUAUAGAAGAAUUGUAGAUAAAUUAUUAUUGGGUUAUGAUCUUAUCGGUUUACUUGAUUUCAUUAAGACUUUUGUUUAUACUUAUUACAUGUUAUAAAGUUAGUUAAUUAUUGGGAAUCAAAUUACUAGUAUAUUGUUUUUGUUGUUGAGGAUUUUAAUUUUGUCAUGAUUGGUGUUAAUUACUGUGUAAUGAUCUUUGUAGUAUUUCUUAGACUUGUGUAAUCUGUACCUUAGGAAUAUUCAAUUUUAAUAACAUGAUUAUCAUCUUCAAUAA
Trifolium pratense (red clover) is the source of this 846-nucleotide messenger RNA. RefSeq lists its product as uncharacterized. Bases 152 to 487 code for a protein of 111 amino acids. NCBI's taxonomy places the organism in Eukaryota, Viridiplantae, Streptophyta, Magnoliopsida, Fabales, Fabaceae. The transcript has a single exon. The record is from RefSeq and is a predicted model, not a curated record.